CAAAAAAUUCUUGAGUAGCCCUUGUUCGCGAGAACAGUCGAAGUCCGCGAAGAACUGUCUAUUCCCGCCAAAGCGUGCUACACUUUAUUUUGUUCAAUUCUUAAUUGAUUAUUCUUUAUCGAUUAGUAAAAGAUUGUGACCCUACAGUCAAUAUAACAUCAUUCCUAAGAGUCAUUAAUAGAAUGGCAAACGUUUUAGUUGAUAAGGAUAUAUUUUUUAAAAGAAUUCAAAAUGUUUAUCAAUAUUGGAAAAAAUUUACACAAGAUGAAAGUCUGACAAUAAAUACUGAUGCAAUUGUUACUAUAGUUGGACAGGAUGAAGACAUUAUUUACAGCAAAUCAACUGCUCUUCAACAAUGGCUUUUAGGCUACGAACUAACUGAUACUCUCAUGGUGUUAUGUGAAACACAUAUAUAUUUCCUCGCUAGCAAAAAAAAAAUAGAUUUUCUAAAACCUAUUCAAACAAAAGUUGAAGGUCUACCACCAGUAACUCUUCUUUUGAGAAAUAAGACAGAUAACGAUGCUGAUAACUUUAAAAAACUCAUUGAUGCUGUGAAAAAGAGCAAAUCUGGAAAAACUGUGGGUGUGUUUCCAAAAGAUAAGUUCACAGGUGAAUUUGCUGAAAGUUGGAAAAAAGCUUUAGAUGCUGCAUCAUUUGCAAAGGUUGACUUAUCUUCUCAGUUUGCUUAUUUGAUGGCUCCUAAAGACGAAUCAGAAGUUAAUUUAAUAAAAAAAGCUUCUUAUGUAACUUCAACAUUAUUUGAUAAGUUCUUUAAGCAACAAGUUGUCAAAAUUGUUGAUGAGGAAAAAGUUGUAAAACACUCUAAGCUUGCUGAUUUAAUCGAACAAGCAUUAGAUGGUAAAAAGUUUUUAGGAGCUGGCAUGGAUGGUGAUCAGGUAGAGAUGUGUUAUUCACCUAUUAUUCAAAGUGGUGGCAAUUUUAACUUAAAGUUUAGUGCAGUUAGCUCUGAUGAAAAAUUAAAUUUUGGAGUCAUCACAUGUUCUUUGGGUGUGCGAUAUAAAUUUUAUUGUUCAAACAUUGUCCGCACAUUAAUGGUCGAACCAACAGAAGAACAGCAACAGCUUUACAAUUAUCUGUUAACUGUACUUGAUUUCAUAUUUGAUAAACUUAGACCAGGAGUUAAACUUGAAACUGUUUACUUGCAAACAAUAAAACACAUUGAGAGUACAAAACCUGAACUUAAAGAUAAUUUUGUUAAAAAUAUAGGGUUUGUUACUGGAAUAGAAUUUCGCGAAGGUUCUUUACUAUUAGAUUCAAAACAUUCACAGCAAAUAAAAACAGGAAUGGUUUUUAAUGUAAACAUUGGCUUCACAAAUUUAAAAAACAAACUUGCAAAAGAAGAGGCUAAUAAAACUUAUUCAUUAUUUCUUGGUGAAACAGUUUUGGUCAAUGAAAAAGAAGCUGCAACAGUUUUAACAACAUCAAAAAAACAACUAAAAAAUAUUGGCAUGUUUUUGAAGGACCCUGAGGAAAUAGAAGAUGAAAUUGUUGAAAAUGGAAUAGAUGAUCGGUUUCUUCCUGAAAAAAAGCAACGUGAAAUAUCUGCAGAAGAUAAAAGAAAAGGUCACCAGAAAGAGCUUGCUUAUCAGAUAAAUGAAGAAGCAAGAAAGCGUCUUCUUGAAAAUAAAUCUGGUUCUUCUAAUGAAAAAAUGUCCUUGCAGACAAACAUAGCUUAUAAAAAUAUUUCUCUUAUGCCAAGAGAUAGUACUGUGCAAGAUCUGCAAAUCUUUGUUGAUAGAAAGUAUGAAGCAAUUAUAAUUCCUAUAUUUGGUCUCCCUACACCCUUUCAUAUUUCAACAGUAAAGAACGUAAGUUCAAGCAUUGAAGGUGACUAUUCUUACUUAAGAAUAAACUUUUUUUGCCCUGGAAGUUCUUAUGGCCGAGGUGAAGGCAAUAUGUUUCCCAAUCCUGAUGCAACAUUUGUGAAGGAACUUGUUUUUCGAAGUUCAAAUUUAAAAGAACCUGGUGAAAGUCAAGCACCUGCAGCUAAUCUAAACAAUGCAUUUCGCUUAAUUAAAGAUGUCCAAAAAAAAUUUAAAACAAGGGAAGCUGAAGAAAAGGAAAAAGAAGGUGUCAUUAAGCAAGAUGAUCUAAUUAUUCACAAUAGUAAAGGGAAUCCACGCUUAAAAGAUAUGUAUAUAAGACCUUCAAUAACUAGUCGAAAAUGUACAGGAACUCUAGAAGCUCACGUCAAUGGUUUCCGCUAUCAAACAAUUCGUGGUGACAAAGUUGACAUACUUUACAAAAAUAUUAAACAUGCAUUUUUUCAGCCUUGUGAUGGAGAAAUGAUCAUUUUGCUUCACUUUCAUCUAAGGCAUCCCAUAAUCAUUGGUAAAAAAAAGUAUAGAGACAUUCAAUAUUAUACAGAAGUUGGUGAAAUUACAACAGAUCUUGGAAAACAUCAACAUAUGCAUGACAGAGAUGAUCUUCACGCUGAACAAGCUGAAAGAGAGUUAAGACAAAGACUUAAAGCUGCAUUUAAAAGUUUCACCGAUAAAAUUGAAGGUCUUACACAUGGGCAAGUUGAAUUUGAUGUGCCUUUUAGAGAAUUGGGAUUUUCUGGUGUUCCCUUUAAGAGUACUGUCUUGUUGCAACCAACAACUCACUGUGUUGUCAAUUUAACAGAACAGCCACCGUUUAUUGUAACUUUAGAUGAUAUUGAGUUAGUACAUUUUGAACGGGUUCAGCUUCACAUGAAAAAUUUUGACUUAGUAUUUAUCUUCAAAGAUUAUACAAGAAAAGUGGCAAUGGUCAGUGCGAUUCCAAUGACAUCUCUUGAUUCUGUUAAAGAUUGGCUAAACUCAUGUGAUAUUAAGUAUACUGAAGGAAUUCAAAGUUUAAACUGGAUAAAGAUUAUGAAAACCAUCAACACAAAUCCAGAAGAUUUUUUCGAAAAUGGUGGUUGGUCGUUCCUUGAGCCUCAAAGCGAUGAAGAAGACGACGAUGAUGAAAGUGAUGAUGAUGAAGAGUUUAAACCAGAAAGCGAAGAAAGUUUUGACGAAGAUGAAGAAGAUGAUGACGAUGAAUAUGAUUCUGGUGAUGCUGAAUCUGAGUCUGAUUCUGAUUAUGAGGAUGAUUUGGACAGCAACGAAUCAAGCGGAAAAGAUUGGAGUGAUUUAGAAGAACAAGCUAAAAGAGAAGACAGAGAGAAAGAUAUGGAAUCGAGACAAAGUGAUAAAAGCAAUAAACGAAAACGUCCGCAACAAGAAACUCCAACAAAAAAUAAAAAGAAAAAGAAGCAAUAAAUAAUCUUCGUUUGCUUAUAUCCUGUAUUAUAUCUAUCUAAUGUUUUGUACCAUAUAUAAUAUUCUCAUAAUCGAAA
Molecule: messenger RNA, 3343 nt
Organism: Hydra vulgaris (swiftwater hydra)
Lineage: Eukaryota; Metazoa; Cnidaria; Hydrozoa; Anthoathecata; Hydridae
Product: FACT complex subunit SPT16
Biological process (GO): transcription elongation by RNA polymerase II
Cellular component (GO): FACT complex
Molecular function (GO): nucleosome binding
Source: RefSeq, a predicted model, not a curated record